AUGUCCAAAUCUUCACAUUUAUCUAAAGAAUAUCUAUCAGACUCUGAUGCUGAUAGUGACAGAGAAGAGAUUCCUUCAUUUAAGGUCCCAAAACAUUAUAGGAAGAUUGCCAAUUUGAAGAAAUUUCCAAAACUAUCAAAGAAUGAACAGCUUUGGUUGAUUAAAUUACCGAAAGGAUUAGAUCCAUCAAGUUUAAAAACUUUGCCUUUAUCGAAUGGUGUGAUAUCAGUUGCAGAGAGCAAUGAGAAAUAUUUAUUAUCCGAAGAUUUAACACAAAAUUUAUCGUCAAAUUUAGUCUUAUUAAGUUCAAACGCUGAUAAAGAAACUUUAUCUGUUAAUAUAGGUGGUUCUAAAAAAAGUGAUUCUGUUAAAUUUGAUAAAAUUUUGACAGUAAGUAAAGUUGCUGCUAUACCAGAUAUUGAUUAUGAAAAAGUUAGAACUCCACGUAAAAAUGUCACUAAACUCGAAAAUUUACAAUUGAAACAUUUCGCAACUGGCUAUGAUGCAAAAGAUUUUGGUUUAGAUGAUAGUAAACAACUUUCCACUGAAAAGAAAUCGACUGAGAAAGAACAUAAGAAAGAACAUAAGAAAGAACAUAAGAGUAAGAAGAGAAGUCAUAAAAAAAGUGAUGACUCUUCAAACAAGAAGAAGAAGAAGGAUAAAUCUAGGGGAGAAGAUUAG
Molecule: messenger RNA, 681 nt
Organism: Tetrapisispora phaffii CBS 4417
Lineage: Eukaryota; Fungi; Ascomycota; Saccharomycetes; Saccharomycetales; Saccharomycetaceae
Gene: RPA34
Product: DNA-directed RNA polymerase I subunit RPA34
Exons: 1
Coding region: 1-681 (226 amino acids)
Biological process (GO): transcription by RNA polymerase I
Source: RefSeq, a predicted model, not a curated record